Pestalotiopsis fici W106-1 is the source of this 4347-nucleotide messenger RNA. RefSeq lists its product as uncharacterized. Gene Ontology annotation, molecular function: ATP binding; ATP-dependent chromatin remodeler activity. Bases 1 to 4347 code for a protein of 1448 amino acids. The transcript has a single exon. Lineage: Eukaryota; Fungi; Ascomycota; Sordariomycetes; Amphisphaeriales; Sporocadaceae. The record is from RefSeq and is a predicted model, not a curated record.
AUGGAACUGGUCCUUAGCCCACCUGUGCAGAACCUCGCGCGCCUGUGGCGCGCCACAAGCCUUGACGCACAGGUGCCGGAAUGCCAUGAAGACAAUCGUAUCUUGGCUGAAAUGAAUAUUCCAGGAGGCCUGGAUCCCAACCACCUCCUAACCAGGAUAGCAUGGCUUUGCGAUGGUGGAGACAAGUUCGUCACCAUCGACAAGAAGGAUCAUGGUUCGUUCUUCAGGUCAAUCCCAUUUGCAAUUCCCAGCAUCAUUCGCUCGAUGAACCCCUUGAGUACCCAGACUAUUCGUGUUGAACUUUGCGAGCCAUGCUCGCCCAAGUUCCCAGACGUCUACUGGAUUUGCGAAACUGAAGGCGGCGUCUUACAACCCAUACAUAAACCCGAUGAUGUCGGUAGAUAUGAGGACGGGUUGAGAAAGCAAGCUCCGGCAUUGGAGAUCGCGGCUAGAGUCCCUCCACACGACCGGGAAUCCAAGAAAGAGAGACCUUUCAUGUAUGUGAGAUUGAGCCUCAACACAUCAAGAAUUGCUCACCGCGCUCUGUCAUGCUUGCCGAGUAUCGACGGCGCACUUGCAGAUCUGGCUAGCCCAAUCGUCUUGAAGGCAUUCACCGAACCAGGACAUUCCGACUCGCUUGUCUUCAACCUGAAGCCGUUCUCAGAGUCUAUCCCGACGCUUCCCAGCCGUCUUGGGCAAGAGCAAGCCCAGCCGCCGCAUUUCCCGCCGUCUCUACGUCUGGACCCGAAGCAGUUGUCGACAGUCAAGUACAUGAUUGAUCGGGAAAACUCGCCCCAAGCUUUUACCGAGCGAGAGGAUGAAGAAGAAGUAAUGGAUGGGCUUCCUCUGCGCGCAGUGGGACGUGCUGAGCGCGAGGUCUAUUGUGCCGGAGGAAUCAUUGCUGACAAAGUCGGUGCCGGCAAGACGGUAAUGACCCUCGCUUUGAUCGACCUCCAAGCAAACCAUGACGAUUCUGGCUACAAGAGACGAGCUGAGCAGGAGGCCAGCUUGGGUGCCAAGGCACUCAAAGCGACUCUGAUCAUUGUGCCCGAGCACAUUAUUGAUCAAUGGCAGAAUGAGGCCUGGAGAUUCCUUCGAAAUCUGGCCGCAGAUGAUCUCCUUGUUCUCAGAUCCCCCAAGGAUCUGACAUUGUUUGUAAACCAGAAACGUAUUCGCAACGCCAAGGUUGUCAUUGUCAACGAUAGUCUGUUUGGAGACAACCAGUACAGGGAGGAGCUUGCAAAAUCUUCUGCACGAAGUGUCAUCACGGGCACCUCCAGGGCUGACAGCACAAAACUCCCUUACCCCGAGCGAACAUAUGUCGAGUGGCACCGUGCUUGUGUGCGCAAUCUUCGCACGUUCCUUUCCGCAUACCUUGAGUCAGGAGCAAAUGAACAUGCACGCAAGGGUCUGGUACGCACUAUGGAGGGCGCCUACUCUGACUUUCAAGCAGAGAAUCGUGAUUUGGUCGCAGAGCAUGUCAAGGAAAGCUCUCGGUGGGCAGUUCCGGGCCAGAAAACGAAGAAGGCGGCAUCUACAGGAAACACAAAGCCUCGCAAAUUGAACUAUUCCAAAAUGUUCUUUGACGCCUACAUACUAUUCGAGUACUUCAGCUGGUCUCGAAUUGUUUGGGACGAGGUCAGCUACCGCAACAUUCAUGUAGCGCAGUUCCUUUCCACCGCAAAGACCGAACACAAAUGGCUCCUCUCGGGAACUCCGCCCCGCCAGACUCUUGCCGACAUCAACUACAUGGCCACAGCUUUGGGAAUCUCUUUGGUCAGACCCAUUGACCUUCGCUUGGGACUCCCUGCCAUUACCAACGGGCCCACGCUGUCAGUUCGCACCCAGGCCGAGGAUUGCUUGUCUUAUGGACGCUUGAAAUCAGACAAGUUUGUCAAAGACCGUCAUGAACAGGCCGAGCAUUUUCUCAGAACCUUCUCCAUCUCCAAUAAUGCCGCUGGCCUGAAUGUUCAGGUGCAUGAGCAUGUCAUCGUCUGCGCCCCAAGCCAGGAGGAAAAGGCCGUCUACUUAGAGACGCAGCAAGUUUGGCGCCGGGCACAGAUGAACCAGGACUACCUGGACAAGGAGAAUCUGGGAAUCGCGCUGCACGCUGUUGGCAUUACGCCAGGCUCGGUCAUCCCAGAUGACCUCAGCUCAAAGGCACUGAGCUACGCAGCCUCUCUCCCAACCUUUGGCAGAGAUGGCAACCGCACUCACCUGCAGUUGACUGAAAACCGCCAAGAAGUCCUUGAGAACACCAAGAAGUACAUUGGACAACUAUUUCGUCUUCUCUUGUGGCUAGCUAGACGUCUAGAAAAGUGCUCAACGGCCAAGGGAAAGGGCAAGAGAUCGAAAGAGACCGAUGACUCAGCAGCCGUGAUUGAACCUCUCCUUCGAAUCAUCCGCAGACUGCAAAAGGGCGACGUCAGAUCUUUUGGAGGAUCCUAUCCAUACAUGGUUCUAGUGCAUGCUCUGAUGCCUGAUGUCGACGACAAGAUCAAGGCCGAUUUUGUGAGAAAAGCCUCCCAAUGCAUGGGUAGCUUUGAUCUUGCUCAACUUCAAAAGGGCAAGGUAGUCUUCACGUCGUCUGUUGAGGACAGGAGCCUCUUGAAGAAUUUCUACGAGAAUGAAAAAAUUCUUUGGACGGACUUUUACAGAUUGGAGCCUAUUCAACUCGAUGAUAUGAGUGAAGACGACGUAACCGAUCUGAUCACCGAGUAUAUGUCACGAAACAACGAUCAAGGACCUGAGGAGAUCAGCUCAUACAUCGACAACGCGAAGGACUAUGAGUUACGUGACAAGCUGCAACAACUUUUCCCGGAAAUUGAAGACAAACAGAAUGCACGCCGUGCCACGUCUAUCGAUGGCAAGAAGAACAUUGAGCAGGAGCAAGCGAUUUUGUCCAAGAAGACAAACCAAGAGCUCGAGGCAGAGGCUCGCGUGCGAGGCCUGAAAUGCAGCAAGCCUAUUAAGAAGGCUGAAGUUCUACAGCUCAUCAAAGCCCACGAAGAGGGUGGCGCUGGCUACAAGAACUACGAAAAUUGCACCGAUCCUCGAGCUCUGAUGCCAUUCGGCCCACCCCCAAUGCUGGGUUCCAUGGUCAGAGUACGAGGCGCCAAUGUUUCCGCCACUGAGAAUGCUUUCAAGGAAGCUAUCAACCUUUUCGUUGAUGCUAUUCAGCUUCUAGAAACGCAUGGAAACCAGGUACAACGGGCCAAGUUGUUCCAGCGUGUGAACAGCAAUUGGGACUUUGAAUGCUUCCGUUGCGGUUCCAAAGAUGAUCUGACGGCAAACCUUCUAUGUGCACAUGUCAUGUGCCGAAGCUGUAUUGCAGAUAAGGAAUACUGUGGCGAUGGCCACGAACGAACUACUGGAUGCCGUUCUAUCAUAGAAGGCAACGUCGUGGACUUGGCAAAACUGUUCACCGAGCGUCGAGACUUUGCUCAGACAGAGCAACGCCUACCCAAUGUCCGCCGCAACUACUCCAGCAAGGUCAAUUGUGUCAUUGAUUUGAUCCAGCGGACUCCCGCAGACGAGAAAGUCGUUGUCUUCACGCAGUAUACAGACCUCAUCAAGGAGCUCUUGGAUGCCAUGAAGCACAAUAGCAUUACAGCCAGAACCACCACAAACCUUCCGGGCAUCAGCAGUGUAUCAUGCAGAGCCAGUGGCACUGUCGAGGCUUUCCAGGAUGACCAGUUUCGCGUCCUUAUACUAAAGGUCGAUGCCCCCGAGGCUGCCGGGAGCAACCUGGUCGUCGCUAAUCAUGUCAUAUUUGCGACGCCCCUGGCCACCAAGGCUCAGGACAACUACGACUCCUGCAUGGAGCAAGCCAAGGGACGCUGCGCCCGUAGAGGCCAGACAAAAGAUGUCCAUUAUUACCACUGCGUCGUCGAUGGCACCAUUGAGGUGGACAUGCUCGAGGCUCGAACCAACAAGCGCGUCCUGGUGCAGCCUGGCCAAUGCCUGGGCGAGCUGGUGCCGAUUCCCGGUUGCUGCAGUGGUCUCGGCUCCUGUGGCGACGCGGAAUGCCAAAAGACCCGUGUCAAUUCUCUUCUGCGCCCACCCGAGAUUUGGAAGGCCCUUGGCGAGGUGGACUAUGCUACCAUGGCUGCACUCGGACAGUCAUCUACCGUCAAGGAUGCCACCGUUGGCAGAAACGAUCUGACCAUGUCCAACGAUGGCGACGCGAUGGACGUCGAUACGGACGCCGAUACGGAUGUCGAGAUGUCUGAGCGCACUGCCGGAGAGGAGGUUCCCGACAAUGCCCAGUUUGUGCUCCAACGCCAAGUCAGCACGUACGGUGGUCUCACAGCGCUUGAUGUUGCUCGUAUUCUCGCGGACAAUUAA